This is a messenger RNA of Gadus morhua (Atlantic cod), 1151 nucleotides long. It is a transcript of the gene cptp, whose product is annotated as ceramide-1-phosphate transfer protein. The record is from RefSeq and is a predicted model, not a curated record. Gene Ontology annotation, cellular component: cytosol; membrane; cytoplasm. Bases 120 to 776 code for a protein of 218 amino acids. NCBI's taxonomy places the organism in Eukaryota, Metazoa, Chordata, Actinopteri, Gadiformes, Gadidae. The transcript is spliced from 3 exons. Gene Ontology annotation, molecular function: ceramide 1-phosphate transfer activity; ceramide 1-phosphate binding. Gene Ontology annotation, biological process: ceramide transport; intermembrane lipid transfer.
CUUCUGAUUGGUGGAAUAGACAAACGCGUCGCUGCGUCAGAAGUGUGCGCACUAGUAACCGGGAUCAAACACCGGAACGGUUCUGUCACCUGCCGGAGAUCACUUCCGUAAAGACGAUCAUGGCUGGUUCUGCUGUUAUAGAAGAGCAGAAGUUCUCCCUGCAGGAGGUUCUGGACACUUUCAAAUUGUGUCUCUCGGAAAACCAAGACGUCUACGUUGAACACUACGUUGCUGGUUGGCGUGGCCUCGUCAAGUUCAUGAACAGCUUAGGAAAUGUCUUCACCUUCAUCUCCAAGGACGCUGUCAACAAAAUCCAGAUCCUCGUCAACUUCCUAAACGGGGAGAACGGCUCCCACUACGUCACCAUCCAGUCCAUGGUGAAGUACGAGCUGGACAACCAGCUGGUGGACCUGGACAAGAGGGGCAGCCACCCGGAGUCAGGCAGCCGCACCUUGCUCCGUCUCCACCGAGCGCUGAGGUGGCUGGAGCUCUUCCUCGAGCGUCUGCGCACCAGCACGGAGGACAGCAAGACGUCGGUCAUGUGCGCCGACGCCUACAACGAGUCCCUCUCCCAGCACCACCCCUGGGUGAUCCGCAAGGCGGCGGGCAUGGCCUUCUGCGUCCUCCCCGGGCGCCCCACCUUCUUCGAGGUGAUGAACGUGGGCGGCGCGGAGAAGGUGGUGGACAUGCUGGGCGACGCCGUCCCUAUGAUCUCCAAGGUGUACCAGAUCACGGAGGAUCUGUACUCGCAGAAUAAUUUACUGGAGUUACCUUAAUAAUGGGACAUGGGUGUGAAAGGAGAGGUGACAGGCAGGGUUCAUGUUUCAAGGUUCUUGUCAACUUUAGUGGGACAGUUUGUACUGCAGACUUGCCCUUGAUCAAUUUUAACAACUCAAAUUCUAUUGCAUUUGAUGUAUUAUUAAACAUACUCUGGUGACACUAAUACUACUCUUAUACAAUGCCGAUACAAUGAUUGGGACUGUUUUGAUUAUUAUCACACUUGUUUAUGGUCUUUAUAUGUAUGUGAAGGUUUAUUUAAUUUGACGAAGACAGUUUAUUUUAUAGUUUCACUAAAUCUUUACUCAAUUGUGUUUGUAACAAUCGUUUUUUAAAAGCUGUUAACAUUUUUAUUAAAAGUAUUACGAACCGAA